GAGUUCCGAAAGCACGAAGCUGAAUUUCUGUUCGACUCUGAGCCGCCGGUGUAUCUGUUGUGGUUAUCUCAAUAACACACACAUCUAGGGCAUUAUAAUGUAUAGAAUUUUAUUGAAUUCUACCGAAAUGACGAACGUUACCCUUAUCAAGAAGCGCAAAAUGCAAACUGUUGCAGGAAGUGAGGCAACGUCGAGGUGACCUGUCGUCCGAAGAAUCCAGUAAACCUCUGUGACUGAGUGCUUGGACGGAUGAGUGAGCAUGGACACACUAUCCAGCCACAGCUCCUACUUGCUGCAGCAGCUCCAGGAGCAGAGGAUUCAGGGAAUGCUCUGUGACUGCAUGUUAGUAGUUAAAGGGGUCUGCUUCAAAGCCCACAAAAAUGUACUGGCUGCUUUCAGCUCUUAUUUCAGAUCUUUAUUCCAGAAUUCCCCCAGUCAGAAAAACGAAGUGUUCAACUUGGUUAUCCAGGAUGUCAGUGGCAUUGGCCAAAUAUUAGACUACAUGUACACCUCCCAUCUUGACGUCAACCAAGAUAACGUGCAAGCACUCCUUGACAUCGCUCAAUGUUUGCAAGUUCCGAACGUCCAAAGCAUGUGUAACACUUUCCUUAAGCCUUGCCCCCCAGUGGUGGAAAUCCCAUCGUUUUCUCUCCCAGGCAUGCUGACUUCGGAGCACGACUGCCUCCUGGGAAGCAGCCUGCCUAGUGAUGUUGACCUCCCCUGUCCCACUGAAGUACCCAGACCUGGCUUCAUGGAGCAAACCAAACGAAUGUCUUUCUCUGUGCCUAACAGCAGCUCAAGUGACUCAGGAAGCAGCACUCAGGCACCUGUCGAAAAACAAUUAGUCCACGGUUACAAGCUCCGUAAUUUCUACAGUAAGCAGUACUUCAAGCAAAGUGCAAUUCAGGCCUCAAGUCAGGGUCCGGUUCCUUCAGUUGUCGUGGAGGAGUCUCAGUGUCAGCUUGGGAUCAGUCAGGGACGCAGCCACUCGCAUUUAUGCUCAGGAAACGCAGUUCAGCCCACCACAACUUGCUCAUCCUUGGCAGCUGACAAGAACCCCGUUUCUGCGCUGACACCUUCGGAUAGUUUAAACACCCCAAGCUCCGACCAUGCAGACGCCAUGCUCAGACUGCCGGUGCGUCCAAAGAAGACGGUGUACCUCAAGAAAUACAACUAUCUACGUUCUCAAAAGGCGUUAGAAGAAAUGUUUGCGGAAUCAGUCAGCGAGCCCAUCCUGAACCAUCCCAAAGACACGCACUCAGAAGAUUCUGCGGUUCGGAUUGGGGCCCAAGGAUCUCCUGUCGAAAACCCUGCAACUGUCAGGGAAGACGCAUCGAAGACGCCAUCAGAUGCUGAAAUUCCCCGACCGCCACCCACAAACCAAGAGGAGCAAGGACUGCAAACUCUGCCAGAACCACCACAGCAAACGGUCCACAAAUAUUCCUGCGACAUGUGUGGCAAAAUCUUCAAACACCCGAGCAACCUGGAGAUGCACAAACGCUCACAUACAGGCGAGAAGCCGUUUGAGUGUAAUGUUUGUGGGAAGAACUUCUCACAGGCUGGAAAUUUACAGACACACUUGCGACGACAUUCUGGAGAGAAACCUUACAUCUGUGAGUUAUGUGGCAAAAGCUUCACCGCAUCUGGGGAUGUCCAUCGUCACAAAGUGGUGCACACAGGAGAAAAGCCACAUCUAUGUGAUAUAUGUGGUCGAGGAUUCAACAACUUGAGCAAUCUCAAAGAACACAAGCGAACACACGCCACAGACAAGACGUUUACUUGUGACCAGUGUGGGAAAUCCUUCAACACACACAGGAAACUUCUGAAGCACAAAGCCUGCCACAGUGGCGAGAAACCACACAGUUGUGACACAUGUGGGAAAUGCUUCAUUGGCUCGGGGGAUUUACAGCGUCACAUCCGGUCUCACACUGGAGAAAAACCUUACCUUUGCAACACCUGUGGAAAAAGCUUCACUCGGUCAGCCAUGCUGAGGAAACACAGCAACAUGCGAUGCAAGGGCGCACCAGCUGAUGGCGCCAUUACAGACAACUAUGACCAGACUGGCAGCUCGGCUGCAGCUGUGUCGAUGAGCAAAGCUGUCUGCCAGAGUGACAUCGCAAGUGAGCAGUCUUUUUCUGUAGUGAUACCUCAAGCAGGACCUGAGAAGCCUUCGCCGCCUUCACCCCCAACGCCCCACAUGGAAACGACACCUCUGAGUAUCCAUCUAAGCCCAGCAGAUACUCCAACCUCCCUUCCAGAACUACGCUCCCUCGUGCCACAUCACCUCCUCGCUUCCUCCCACCCGGACAGGUGCACGGCACUACCUGGCCCAGAUCACAUGAAGCUGCCCAAACUACACGCCUCUCAAGAGGUUGAAUAUGGGCCCAAUGUGGAGAAUGGACCAAUUGGAGUAAACUGAGGGAAAAUUACGACAAAUUUUCCUUCGUCGGAGACGAGCGCAGAGUAUGCUACGCGCAUGCUCAGUGCCACAGGAAACGGGAAGUUGAAAGCUGAAAUCAAAUGUAUUUCGUGCAUCAUUUUCGACGGUGAGUAAUGCGUUUCUUUCAAGAUGCAAGUUGAUGCAACACUUUUGUUUCAACAGAAAUGGAGAUAUCUCAGCUAGGAGCACGCAUUUAUGUUCAUAAACAUUUACCCAAUUAAGAAUCUGUUCUAUGACUGCUUUGAGUGCUUUUGUUUUCUCUUUUCACCUGCCAAACCCACAUUAAAAUAACAUUGGCAGCUAGGAACAAUAAUUAUUUAAGCACAAUAGACAAAAAUGUCAUUGGAAUAGCGUCACUCAUGUCGUAAGACUUAAACGUUCCUUGUAAAGUACUCUAGCAUUUUUGAAAUUACUGAUUAAUAUUGACAGUCUGCUAUAUAUUUUUUUCUAUGAUCAGAUCCAGGAUCACAGAAUAACCGCCCACCUAGUCCAACACACAUGGUACUUUUUACAUUCACAUUGAAAUAACUAUUUUUGCAAAGGCAUAUAGUCGAAAUGUAGCAUGGUAAUGUCCCGAUGAUUAACGAUACUGUAUUUCCUCUUUUCUUCCAGUGCCGGAAGAAAAAGCCUGUCAAGAAAAAGUGUUUUUCACAUUCAUUAUAACUGAAUUGUAGUAUUGCAUUUGUCUCACUGCCACAAGUGGAUCAACUUUUCCAAUACCUUGCAUUGCAUAUAUCUGUGUGGGGUGGGAAAAUGAGUCAAACUAAAGAGCUCUCUGAAUUUCAGCGUGGUUCUGUAAUAGGAUGCCACCUCUGCGACAAGCCAGUUGGUGAAAUUUCUUCUCUCCUGAAUAUUCCAGAAUCAACUGUAAAUGAUGUUAUUGCAAAGUGGAAGCUUUCAGGACCGUCAACGACACAGCCAAGAAGGGGCAGACGAGCUAAAGUGGCAGAGACUCAGUAGCAUUAUGUUUGAGGGUAGCCACACCCAGAUAACUCAAACCAUUCUAGUACUGGUGUCAAACGCAAGCCCCGGGGUCCAGAUCUGGCCCGCUACAUCAUUUUAUGUGCCCCGCGAAAGCUUAUGGGCUUUGACUUCAUGUUUCUUGCUAAACUACCAAACUUGUAAAUUGUCUUUACUUUCAAAAAUGUUGAGAUAUUUCAGGUUUUUUUUUCGAUUUUUCAUUCCCACUCCUCCCAUUUAAAAUAAAUGUAAUAAUAUUCAAACAAA
Messenger RNA from Hippocampus zosterae (dwarf seahorse), 3667 nucleotides. It is a transcript of the gene zbtb49, whose product is annotated as zinc finger and BTB domain containing 49. Lineage: Eukaryota; Metazoa; Chordata; Actinopteri; Syngnathiformes; Syngnathidae. Gene Ontology annotation, molecular function: RNA polymerase II cis-regulatory region sequence-specific DNA binding; protein binding; DNA-binding transcription factor activity, RNA polymerase II-specific. The transcript has 9 exons. Gene Ontology annotation, biological process: regulation of transcription by RNA polymerase II. The record is from RefSeq and is a predicted model, not a curated record. Gene Ontology annotation, cellular component: nucleus. The coding region runs from base 260 to 2419 and encodes 719 amino acids.